CAGGUUUUCGUUCUUGGUUUUAUUUUGAAAGGACUCUUCUGUUUUUGAUCCCAGUUUCCGGUUUUAUUUUGUAAACACUUCCGUUUCCCAUCACACCACAGCCGUUCCCGCUUCACUCCCGGUCCUCAUUACACUCACCUGUUUUGUAUCAGUGAUCUUUUCCGUGUAUUUAACCACCACCUGUCACAUUGGUUCUCUGCCAGAUCGUCGUUUACUGAUUCAUUGUUCUCACGCUCCAGCAUUCGUCUUGUUCAGCUUACCCCGUUAUCGAACCUGUUACGUUUUUGAUCUUUGCUUCCCGUCUGAUCCUGACCACUCUCGUAAGUCACUCUGUUACUGAACUCUGCUCGUUUCUGGACCUGUCUACGCCCGCCGAUUCUGUUCCCGUGAUCUGAGCCCUUUCUGGUUUUGACUCCCGCCUGUCCUCGGACCCGAUUUUGCCUAAGCCCUAUGGUGUUGCUACUCCGUGAAUGACCUGGACCGUUUUGUGACCUGGAUUCUGUCAUUAAAGACUUUCUUAACUAUAUCCACUGUCUACCGAGUCCUCGCUGUGCAUGUGGGUCCGUUCAUCUGCCGUUCCGUGACAGAACGAUCUGGCCAGACUUGGACCCAGCCAGCACUCAGCCUCCGGUCAGGUCAGUGACUGUUUUUCUCGCUCCUUUUUUUUUUAACGGCGAGUAUAAUCCACCCGAGGGAGCAUGGAGUUCACCUGUGCCGAGUUACCUAGCGAGCUACGAGUUUAUUUUAAGAUCCUCGCGGAGGAUUACCGACGGGCGGUUACCCCGAAGAACCAGCGCAGCGCCGUGGAGGUGGCGAUAUUGACGCUGGAGGACGAUGACAGUGUGUUAGAGCGCCCCAGUGUUCGUCGCCUCUAUGAGCGACUGUGCGCUAGGUCUGAUGAACUAAGCGACGCGCUCCGCACCACGCCAGCGCCGGUCGCACCGCCGAAGGUUUCGGUUUCCUUCUCCCCGCCCCGUCGGACCGUUGUGUCUGCAUCAACCUGCCCAGCUCCAUGUUUGUUCCGCUGGGAGGAUUCCCUGCAUUCAUGCGGUCCCCCGUCUCCAGUUCAGACGCGAGCUGUUCAGUCCCCAGCUCAGUCGUGUUUUGCCCAGUCCCCAGCUCAGUCGUGUUUUGCCCAGUCCCCAGCUCAGUCGUGUUUUGCCCAGUCCCCAGCUCAGUCGUGUUUAGCCCAGUAUCCAGCUCAGUCGUGUUUUGCCCAGUCCCCAGCUCAGUCGUGUUUUGCCCAGUCCCCAGCUCAGGCGUGUUUUGCCCAGUCCCCAGCUCAGGCGUGUUUUGCCCAGUCCCCAGCUCAGUCGUGUUUUGCCCAGUCCCCAGCUCAGUCGUGUUUUGCCCAGUCCCCAGCUCAGUCGUGUUUUGCCCAGUCCCCAGUUCAGUCAUGCUCCGCUCAGGCUCCAGUCGCCGUUCAGCCUCGCCACGCUCACGCUCUAGUGCAGCCCUGUCACGUUCAGGUUCCAGCCCCAGUCCAGUCGAGCCCAGUCCAGUCGAGCCCAGUUCAGUCUCCAGUUCAGUCGAGCCCAGUUCAGUCGAGCCCAGUUCAGUCUCCAGCCCAGUCGAGCCCAGUUCAGUCUCCAGCCCAGUCGAGCCCAGUUCAGUCUCCAGCCCAGUCGAGCCCAGUUCAGUCUCCAGCCCAGUCGAGCCCAAUGCCUGUUCGGGAAAUAAGACUGUUGGGGGACUACUCGCUUAGAUCUGGCAGAUCAGGUAAAAGCAUCUACCCGGUUGAGGAGUUAAAAAAGGUCAGGGAAAGAGAGAUAGAGCUAGAUGACCUAGAGGAGCUGCCCGCCACAUAUGCAAAAGCAGCGCAGCUUGCAGGGAAAGACACUCGCCGCAUUAGUGGUUUGCAAGAUAAAGUAAUGCAAGUCAUCAAACAAUCAGAGUGUGCAGAGGACGGCAGCGAGGCCGAAGAGGAAUGUGACGGAGAGAGUGCGACUGGGGAAAGCGAGAGGGUCCGGAGGUCACUGGCAGAUGUGGAAUAUUCUAAGCUGCCAGAUCCGAGCAUGGUGUCGACCCCCCGCUAUUUGAAGGAGGGAGCCAAGCCCAAGCAGCCAGGGAUGAAGAAACGAGUGAGUGUGGCUGCAGCGUUUGCUCCCGGGAGUGAGGUGGAAGAAGAGCAUGGAAAGAUGAAUGGAAUCAUCACACUCAGCUUCCAGGGACAGCCAGUGUUGUCAGAAGUGGUGGAGGAAGCAUCAGAAUACCCCCUGCUGGCCAAAGGUGCGAAUCUGCAGUAUGUGCCCUGGCCAACCAUGGAUCUGGAGGGGCUGGUACAAAGGCUGCCCUGUCUGCAUGAUGGUGCAGGGAAGUGGAUUGCAGCUUUCGAAGAAGAAACCAUCGCCACUAUCCUGGCUAUGGGUGACCUCAAAGCCCCCUUGGGAAAAAAUCCAGCCUGA
Molecule: messenger RNA, 2405 nt
Organism: Betta splendens (Siamese fighting fish)
Lineage: Eukaryota; Metazoa; Chordata; Actinopteri; Anabantiformes; Osphronemidae
Product: paternally-expressed gene 3 protein-like
Exons: 4
Coding region: 699-2405 (568 amino acids)
Source: RefSeq, a predicted model, not a curated record